CUUUUUACUUUGAUUUUAUAUUUGGUUUUAGGUCAAAACCGAACCGUAAGAACCAAACCCACCCCUAACUCAUAUAUGCAGCCGGCGUGUGUGAUUGAAGUACUGUUGUUGCUACUACUAUUAUAACAUUAUUAUAUUCCAUUAUUGUUGUAGCAUUAAUGUUAUUAAUGUGCUUAUACGUAGUACCAUUGCAUGUGUACUAUUGCUAAUGGGGAUCUAUUAUUUAUAUGUAGUAUUAUGUAUGUAGUAUAUUUAUUAGACUUGAAAAGUCAACUCUUUUGACAUUACUUAUUAUUUUUAUGUUUUUAGUGUAUUGUUGUACCCAUAUUAUUAAAUUAUUGAGAUGUCACUUUUAUUAUUUACUCCGUAUGUCAUAUGUAUAACCAUGACCUCUUACACAAUGUCGAUUAUACCACUUUAAUUAAUAUUUAUUUCUAUUCACUUUGUCACCUAUAUUUCAUCUGUUUUUUUCUUUUAUUUAACCUUUUUAUUUAUUUAUUUAUUUUAUUUUUGUUUAAAUUUUCGGGGUAUCACAGAGGUGGCAUAUCUGGUGGUCGCAGUUUUGUCAUUUGUCAAGUUUGCAGCAAGGUUGGUCACAGUGCUCUUAUUUGCUAUCACAGAUAUAAUCCUACCUGCACAGUCUCUAAUUCUACAUUACCACAUCAUAAUCCUACCUACACAGUCUCUAAUCCUACUUUACCAAAUCCAUCUAUAAAUCCUUAUCACUCUUAUCCUCCACAAACACUCUCAUAUCCAAAUCCUUCUCCACCUCUAUCAACUCAUCACAAUAACUAUCCUCCACCUCAUCCUCAUCCAUAUCAACAGUUUACCCAACCAACACCAAGCUACAUCCCCACUCAGCCUUCUCAAAAUACAAAUUGGGGAUCUGCUCCAUCAUCAUCUCAAAAUCAACCUGCUCCAACUGCAGCUUGGGCUUCUGCAAACACUUCCUUGCUAGGACCACCACCUAAUGUUCAGAAUUGGUUUCCAAAUUCUGGAGCCUCGCACCAUGUCACACCUGAUCCUCUCAACAUUCAACACAGUGAGCCACUUGCUACCACUAACAAGCUAUUCAUGGGCAAUGGUCAAGGUUUGGACAUUAAGUCGAUUGGUUUCUCUUUCUUUUUCUCUCCUUUUCAUCCUUCUUAUACACUCUUACUUAACAACAUUCUUCAUGUUCCUACCAUAACCAAAAAUUUACUUAGUGUUAGUCAGUUUGCAAGAGAUAAUAAUGUUUUCUUUGAGUUUCAUGCUCAUGAAAGUUUUGUUAAAUCACAAGCUUCUAAAAAGGUCCUCCUACAUGGCAUCCUAGGUGCAGAUUGUCUCUACAAGUUUCAGUCCCUUCCAGCUCUUGUUUCAAGUCAAUCUUUGUCUCAAAAUAAGUCCUGUAAUCAUGUUCAGUCUUGUAAUAACUCUCUUUCUUGUAAUUUGUGGCAUUUAAGGCUAGGUCGCCCUAACUUUGAGGCUCUCAAAUCUGUAAUGCAACAUUGUAAUGUUCCUUCUAUUAAUAAAAGUGACAUUGAUUUCUGCUCUUCUUGUUGUCUUGGUAAAGCACAUAGACUCCCCAUCUUUUCCCUCCACUGCCACUUUUCACUCACCAUUUGAACUGAUAUUCACUGAUCUUUGGGGACCAGCUCCCAUGUUAUCUUUUGAUGGCUAUUCUUACUAUAUUUCAUUCAUUGAUGCUUGCACAAGAUACACAUGGAUUUAUU
Cuscuta europaea is the source of this 1712-nucleotide messenger RNA. The record is from the annotation of a GenBank genome assembly. Lineage: Eukaryota; Viridiplantae; Streptophyta; Magnoliopsida; Solanales; Convolvulaceae.